UGCAGGUGCCAGAUCUGGGUACUCGCCUUCUGAGUGUCCGCCCAGGGCUGCGGGGUGGGGGCGGGCCGGAAAGCUCCCCCAGAUCGCACCAGCCUGCGCACGUCGCUCCAGUAUAAGAGGAGGCCAUGGCAGUUCCCGCCCAGGCAGGAGAAGCAGAAGCGGAAAGUCCUGCCCUGGCUCUCUGCGCUGCUGCCGGCGCUGUCCCCGCGCGGCGGCCGCUGCUUUAGCCCCGCGCCCGGGGGCCAGGGCUGGGACAGGCCCCGCCGCGUGCGCGCCCGCGGACGAGGAGGUGGCGCCUCUCGCCAGCUUCCCCCGGGCUCCGGCCAAGAUGGGUUCCUAUCUUGUUAAUGCAACAUUCCAGUCCAAAAUAACAGAAGAGGCAGAUAUUAUUGUUGGACUGAUUUAUACAGUGUUUGGAAUAUGCUCCUUGUGUGGAAACAGUGUUCUUUUGUAUGUUUCCUACAAGAAAAAGAAUUUGCUAAAACCAGCAGAAUACUUCAUGAUCAACCUUGCCAUCAGUGACCUUGGUAUGACUCUGACCUUGUACCCUCUAGCUGUUACAUCCAGCCUUUCUCACAGAUGGUUGUAUGGUAAACAAGUUUGCUUGUUCUAUGCAUUCUGCGGUAUACUUUUUGGGAUCUGCAGUCUGUCAACACUAACAUUACUGAGUACUGUGUGCUGCCUCAAAAUUUGUUUCCCAGCUUAUGGGAACAGAUUUAGGCGAGAACAUGGACGAAUCUUGAUAGCCUGCGGAUGGGCCUAUGCAGCAAUUUUUGCCUGUUCGCCCCUAGCUCACUGGGGAGAGUAUGGACCAGAGCCCUAUGGUACAGCUUGCUGCAUUGACUGGCAUUCAUCAAGUGUAAACACGGUGGCAAUGUCUUACACUGUAGCUCUCUUUGUCUUCUGCUUUAUCAUCCCCUGUGGGGUAAUUGUUACUUCCUAUACCCUCAUUCUGAUAACUGUCAAGGAAUCCAGAAAAGCAGUGGAACAGCAUGUCUCAGGUCCCACCAGAAUGAGCAACGUGCAGGCUAUUACAGUCAAGAUGAGCAUUGCUGUAUGCAUUGGAUUUUUUGCUGCCUGGAGCCCAUAUGCCAUCAUAGCCAUGUGGACAGCCUUUGGAUCCAUGGAAGGGAUUCCUCCCCUAGCCUUUGCUGUGCCAGCUGUCUUUGCAAAGUCCUCAACACUCUACAACCCAGUUACCUAUCUUCUUCUGAAGCCCAAUUUCCGAAGCACCCUUGCCAAAGAUUUUGGAGUUCUCCAGAAAUUAUGCAUCAGGACCUGUUUUUGCCUCAAGGCCCUACAGAGCUGCAGUUAUAGGUCAGUUCUGGAAGUCCGCCUGAAUUCAUUUAAAGGGAGAAAUGAGUCCAGCUGUAACUCGGUGCAGACUGUGGAAGGAUGUUCUUACUUCCCUUGUGAAAAGUGCAAUGAUACUUUUGAAUGCUUUAAGAACUAUCCAAAAUGCUGCCAGGAGAGGUUAAGCACUAUGGAAUGCACUCCUCGAGAAAGUGUGUCUUUGGAGAGUAGUCUCCAAGCAAAACAGAAGCAGGGUGCCAAGAAAUCUGUAAAGGUAGUUGUUCAAGGAGAAGAAAGCACUCAAAAUGAUAACUUUGAAAUCACCUUGGAAACAAUACCUGCACACAGCAGAUUUGCAAAUCUUUAGAGUUUCAUUUAAGAAACAAUAAUGUAAUGGUACCAGACUUCUUGAUGUAACCUUUUCUAAACAGCCCAUCCACUGCCACUUUCUAUACAGUUUUCCUGGUUCCCUCACCUGUCCUUUGAUAGAAUACCUAAUGGAGCAUGAACUUGUUAAAAAGAACGUUUGACUCUCACAAUGCAGACUUCAGUAAGUAUCUUGUGCUAACUGUAUUCAAACAGUACUUACUUAAUAUUUAUAUUGCAGUGGUGCUCAGAGGCCUCUAUCAGGAUUGGGGUUGAAUUGUGCUAGGUUCUGUAUAAACCUACACAAAGCUGCAGUCUCUGUCCCAAAGAACUUGAAAUCCAAGUAGUUAGUCUUACGUUCCUCAAGAGACACCACCCAAACCAUCAGUGAAAUAAACUGCAUAUGUUUAGUUAUAUAAAUAAUCAUGUGGCACCAGCACAUUUUGGUGAAGUUUCUAUGGUGGUUCAUAGGGAAAGUACUUGAAUGCCAGUGUCCUAACCAUUUAAACUCUAGCAGUGAUUCUGAAUCAUCAUCAUCAUCAUGUUCCCAUUACGCCUCUGGCGUUUAGGGCAGUGACGAAGCUCCUCCACUCGUGUCUGUUUCUGGCAAGUCUUUCAAUGGUUCCCCAGCUGUGCCCCAGGUUUUUCAGCUCGUCUUCCACAGCUCUUCACCAUGUUACUUUCAGGUGGCCUCGUUUUCGCUUGCCUUCAGGUGUCCAUGUUAUUGCUACUCUAGUGAUGGAAUCAGUUUCCAUCUGAAGAACAUGGCCAAUCCAUCUCCAACGUCUCCUGGCAAUGAUGGUGCUCAGAUCCUCUUGGCUGCACUGUGUCAAUAGAUCUUGGUUUGAGAUUGUUCUGGGCCAAAAGAUACAGAAGAUUUUUCUGAGGCGGGUUGUAUGGAAUGAAGAGAAUUUGGACAUGUCAUACUUUCUCAUUUCCUAGUAUUCUGCACUGUAAAGUAAUGUUGAAAAUACACAGCUCUGAUAAAUCUUGAGUUUGGUUUUGGUGUUGUAUUUUGAUGGUUUCCAGACUGUAUUCCCCCCUGAAAUUCUGAGUAAACCGCUAUUUAAAUGGAUGUUGUUGCAACAGAUAGGAUAUAGCUUGUUGACUUGGGACCUAUAGUGUGGCUUCUCAUCCUCUGCUUAAACUGUCUCCCCCUUCACCCUCCAUCUAUUCCCAUGUGCAUGAUGCUUUUGAUGUUUUUGUUAGUUUCCCAUAGUUGCAGAGUGUUUGUUUAAAAUGACAUGAGCAGCUGUUUGUUGCAGAGUACAAAACAUUUAGCAUGUAUUAGAGAAAAAGCUCCCGUGUGGCUAAAACACCACGCCUCUUUAAGAGCCAUGAACCCUAUAAACAAGCUGUUUUGUUUUGUUUUGUUUUUUGAAGGAUGUGCAAAUUAAAACUGAAGUUUCGAUUAGCAUUUUCUCCAAAGUCUCUCAAGGCAUGUUGUCAGUGAUCGGAGCAAAUCAAGGGCCCAGUCCCGCAUCACUGAGGUUAAAGGAAGUUCUGCCAUUGACUUCAAGUGGAAUAGGAUGAGGCCCUAAGGACUCAAUACUGCAAAGGUUCAUGUUUCUGCAUAACUCUAUGCACUGGAUCAGCGUUCAUGUCACACUCCCAGUCAGAACCCAGCCCAGGCUUAUGGAUCCUGGUCACAUGUCACCUGAUGCAUGUUGCGCAUACAUGCUAAGAAGAAGACUCUAUGCCUGUGGGUGUCGACAUAGCAUCUGGGAGGGUACUUCUCAGCCUCGGUAGACCCAGGCUAGCUCUGCUCGAGCUGGCACGCCAAAAAUAGCAGUGUGGCCACGGCAGCAUGGUGGCAGUUUGGGCUAGGCGCCCUAAUACAAUGCCAGCGGACUCCCCCGGGGGAUACUCAGCUAGCCUGAGCUGCCCCCUGUGCUGUUGCAGCCACACUGCACACAGCAGCACUGUGUAGAUAUACCCUAUGAGUAGCCCUACUGGUUUCAAUGAGAUUUCUUACUGCAUGCACACAAGUCUCUAUAGGACUGGGGCCUUAGGUGAUUGGCUCGCUUCAAUGAGAUGAAAUACCUGUAUGUUGUGAUUAACUGGAAUAUGAUAAGAAUGCAGGACUAGAUAAAACAGGAAAAAACAACUCCGUUAACCCACGCCUUCAACUGAAAACACAUGUUGGGGGAGAAAAUAAGAGUAGUUUGCACUAUACAGUGUCUAUGUUCUCUGGAAAAUUCAUGAGUAUUUAUACAAUGGUUAUUAUAUAAUGUAAAGAAAUCAAGUUAAUGUAUCACUGUUUCUUCCCUCCAAGUCUGCUUUGGAGUGCCUGAACUAAUCAUAAGUUUUGAGUGUGGAGUAAAACAUUUGCUUAAAAAUCAACAUGUCACUUUCAACUUUUCUUUUCUCUACAGUUCAGAUUUCAGAUGACAGGUAGAACAUUUUUUGUUUUACAAUGAACGUUGAACCCUCGGCUUAUUUCUUUUUGGAGUUAAUAGGAGCAGGAUUGUGCCUUUGAAGAGAAUUAUGAAGCAAUGCCCAGUGUCCACAAGCAAUCAGACUGACAGUCCAAUUCAGAAUUCUGUUUGUUGUUUGAAAAAAGUUUUUCUUCUUAUGUUAAAUGCUUUUACUGGUGUGAUCAGUCACACAAAAUUCUCCCCAACCUGUCUGCCUUUGGAUUGGUCCAUCCAUCAUUUUCCGGAGUUAGACUAUUUUUAUGAGUUACUUGCAAAUAAAUGUAUUUGCAAAUCAUGAUGCUGCUGAUUACAGGGUCGUCUUGUCAUUAUUUAUUAUAACCUUAUGAAAAACUCUGGUGUCAAUUAUUGGAAGAAAAAAACUUCUGUUUUUCCAAGUGAAACAAUAAAAGGAGUGAUAUCAUCA
Caretta caretta (loggerhead turtle) is the source of this 4500-nucleotide messenger RNA. Its product is annotated as opsin-5-like. The record is from RefSeq and is a predicted model, not a curated record. Gene Ontology annotation, molecular function: G protein-coupled receptor activity. Lineage: Eukaryota; Metazoa; Chordata; Testudines; Cheloniidae. Gene Ontology annotation, cellular component: membrane. Gene Ontology annotation, biological process: visual perception; G protein-coupled receptor signaling pathway.